This is a messenger RNA of Cheilinus undulatus (humphead wrasse), 3086 nucleotides long. RefSeq names its product ADP-ribosylation factor-like 13b (gene arl13b). Gene Ontology annotation, cellular component: motile cilium; ciliary membrane; non-motile cilium. The transcript is spliced from 10 exons. The record is from RefSeq and is a predicted model, not a curated record. Lineage: Eukaryota; Metazoa; Chordata; Actinopteri; Labriformes; Labridae. Gene Ontology annotation, molecular function: GTP binding; GTPase activity. The coding region runs from base 535 to 1764 and encodes 409 amino acids. Gene Ontology annotation, biological process: receptor localization to non-motile cilium; non-motile cilium assembly.
GACGUCAGCACGCUUGCAGCCUAGCAGCAGAAAAUACGGCGUAAACAAAGCAGACAGCUACAAAUCAGCUAACGUUAAGUAGCAAAUGUUUUAGAUUGAAAUACGAGUUUUAGCUGCAUUCGGCUAAACUGUAAAAUGUUUCGGUGUCUUAAUUUGUACGACUUUUAUUUCUAAUAUGGUAAAAGACUCGUUUAUAAACGCUAAAAUUGACAAAAAGCGAGUUACCAGGGUACCGUUAAUGCUAACUCCGUUAGCUUUAUGUAACCGCAGAUAACGGGACUUGGUUAUUCUAUUUCUGUAAAUAGAGGAGCCAUAGAUUUACUUUUAUGAAUAACGAAUGGUAUCGGUUACUUGAAUAUCCACCACUAGCCAUGUUACUCCUGGUUGACGAUGAUUUUGUUUAUGCUGUCAUGAGUUAGCUCGCAAUGUAGCUAACUGAAGGUAAAGUCGAUCAGCUGUUUUAACGGGGCUGAAGAGGUGGGAGGCUUCUGGCUAGAUGACCACUUGACUGCAGUCAUCUGGACUCGGACUGCGAUGUUUAGCCUGAUGGCAAACUGCUGCAACUGGCUGAAACGAUGGCGAGAGCCUGCAAGGAAGGUGACUCUGGUGAUGGUGGGUCUGGAUAAUGCAGGAAAGACGGCCACAGUGCGAGGAAUCCAAGGAGACAAUCCCCAGGACGUGGCUCCCACCGUAGGUUUCUCCAAGGUCGAUCUCAAGCAGGGGAAGUUUGAGGUGACUAUCUUCGACCUGGGUGGCGGGAAGAGGAUACGUGGAAUCUGGAAGAACUACUACUCCGAGUCACAUGGGGUGGUGUUCGUGGUGGACUCCAGUGAUGUCCAGAGGAUUCAGGAGACGAGGGAGACGAUGGCAGAGGUCCUGCAGCAUCCGCGCAUCGCUGGGAAACCAGUGCUAGUGCUUGCCAACAAACAGGACCAGGAGGGAGCGCUGGCCGAGGCAGACAUCAUUGAGAACCUGUCGUUAGAGAAGCUUGUUAACGAGAACAAGUGUCUGUGUCAGAUCGAGCCAUGCUCUGCCGUCCUAGGCUACGGCAAAAAGGUGGACAAGUCCAUCAAGAAGGGGCUGAAGUGGCUCCUGAACAAUAUUGCCAAAGACUAUGAGGCCAUAACGGAGCGUGUGCAGAAGGACACGGCUGAGCAGCGUGCUCUGGAGGAGCAGGACAAGAAGGAGAGGGCGGAGAGGGUGCGGAGGAUACGAGAGGAGAGAGAACGGCAGGAGCGAGAAGAGGCAGAACGUGAAGGCAGGCAAAUCCAGGAAGAAGAAGCUGACGAUGAGAACAUGCCCAGCCCCUUUCAGCCAAUCAGCAACGUCAUCUGUGAAAAUGAAGACAGAGAAAAGGAGAGGAAAAGACAAAAAGAGCUGCAAGAGGGUCGAAGCAACAACCAGCAGAUGGCAGAAAUGGAACAUGAAGAAGAGGAUGAAGACGAGAAUGAGGAGCAAGACGACACGAGACAAACGGCACAGAAUGGCAGCACAGCAACGACAGGAGAGCAGGACAAGAAGAAGACGAGGAAGCUGCACCUGAAGAGGAAGCACAGAGUGGACCCUCUGAGGACGGAAGACGGGCCGAUGGAGAGCCCCACGCCUCCUCCUCCACCAGUGGGAUGGGCCACUCCUAAAGUUUCUAGGCUGCCAAAACUCGAGCCACUCGGGGACACGAAACACUCUGAGUUUUACAAGAAGCCUCUCCCACCCGUCGCGAACAGGCCGCGGCCUAAUGGCGACACUCAUGACAUCAUUUUUUAAGCUUUUCUUGAGAUUGAGCUCCUCCAAUCAUCUUUGUGCUUUCUGUCUAAAGUGAGCGGGGUGUAGACAGCCAGGGCAAGGAAAGUGCUGGAGCUUACAAGUGCCGAGACACUACGGACACAGAGCAUCAUGGGAACUGGAGUCCUGCUCGGAGCCUGACACAUUUCAGUGAGAAACUUUGAACCUGCUUUGAAUCAGGUUCUGUUUUCACUCUACAAAGGCACGUUUGAUGCUGAACUCUGAACUGAAACUUAAUUUUUUUACUUUUAUCAUCAGUGUUAAUUUUCUGGACUCUGUGUGACUGAAACACUUUCUGUUUGUCAAAUAAUGUAAAUAUGUCCGUUAUAACUUUGUCUGUCGCAGAACAACGGAUUUGUACACACGCAGCCAUUAAAAAUGACCAUAUUAUACUGUUUAAGUUUUAUACCUUUGAUUUUGUAGUGUUAAAAAAAGGUGCAAAGAUAUCGGAGAUGCACUUGAAUGUAGAUUGAAACAUAGACAGGUUUUAAGUGGCUUUUCACGCAGCUGAGUGCUUUAAUUUUGUUAUUUUUUAAAGGAUAAAUGCCACUUUUACAGAAGAUGCAGCUUAAAAAAGAAAGUUUAAGAAACUAGUCCUCACAGGUGCAUUGUGGGAAUGAUUUUAAAAGUCUUAAACUUCAUAAAGAUUGUUAAUAGAUCAUUUAAGACAUGAUUGUCUCGACUGAUGUAACUUGUGAUUUUUAAACCCCAGAAAAGAAACUAGCUGUCAUAUCUGUACGUACGCCAGCAGCAUCUUGUCAUAUUUAUUGUCAAAAAUGUAAAAGUUUAAAAAUAUAUUUGUCUACAGGGCUACAGAUUUUUGUACGCGUUCUGCUGUUUACACUGUGUACCUGAUUUUAAAGUGAUAUUUCUCCCGAGGCGGGAAUCAGCCUCUCCGGCGGCCCCCGAGGUCUGAGCCAGCACUGCUCUUAUUCCAGCAAAUUCUCACUUUUUUCCCCCGCUGCACCUCUUUUAAAAUAGCUGAAGACAGCGAAAAGUUCAACUUUAAAUGUACCAAAACAAAUGUGGGAGAGAAAAAAGUCAAACUUGGAACACUCCAUCGCCCCAAUUAAGCAUUGGAAGAGAAACAGUAGGACGAUUCAGGAGAAAGAAAGUUUGACUACAUCAACACCUGGAACAGCCGAUAUUGGGUCAGAGCACCUGAGAGUGUAGCAGAAGUAAACACAUGAAAUAUCACUUUAAAACCAACAUAUUCCAGUCAAAAUCUGCAGCACAGCACUGACUCUUCUACAUGAACUCUAUCUUUAAGCAAAAUAUUUUUUCUACCCUGUUUGAAUUUUAUA